UAGCAUGGCGCGAUUAGAAUCACUACAAAGUAAAAAGAUGCGACUAAAAAGAGCGCUAAACAUUAUACUUUUGUGCAAUUUCUUGGAUAUAAUUUACAGGAUUGUUCAGGUUGUUGAUGGACAUACUCAAGUUUUUAUUCAGACAGAUGGUGAGCUAAGGUAUUUGGUUGAUGGAGUAUCUCUGCAAAUGCAUGAUUCUCCUGCUGCUGAAAACACUUCCCCAUUCAGUUUUACAGAUUUGGAUGAUGAAAAUUUAAGCUCCUUCAAUAGUCCUUUAUUAUUUGAUCCUCCUUUAUUGGAUUUUAAAAUGCACCCUGUGGGGAUGCCUCAUAUGGAGGUGGUGGUGGUGAGAAACCCCAGCUCCGACACCAGUGUACAUCUGCUAUCUAUAUCUGGAAGUACACUCCUCUUUCACUGUUCUUUUUUUCUAGAAAAGGUGAUAUCUCCGGGUGGGAACACUUCAUUUGUUGUAGUGUUUUUAGCCAGGGAAGAAGGCCCGGUUGAAAAUACUUUAUUUAUUCACACUUCUGCAGGUUCUUUUAAAUAUUUGGUCACUGCAGUUGGAGUUCCUAACCCAUAUAGGUUAAGGCCAUUUGUAGGUGUCCGAAUGCCAUUAAACAGCAGUUAUUCUCCUCUUAUACACAUGCAUAAUCCACACAGUUCCCCUUUACAGUUGACAGAAAUGUACACUAGUGGAGGUGACCUUCAUUUAGAACUUCCAGCAGAAGAACCAGAAGCUCCAAAAUAUCUUUGGGAAAUUCCUCCAUAUGAAACUAAACCAGUGAUGAGAGCGAAUUUUGUAGCCAGAAUAGAAAGAAACCAUACAGCGUAUAUCAGGAUAAAAACUAAUAGUAGCAAACAGGAAUAUUUAGUUAUACCUAUGGAAGUUGAAGUUAGCUCAGCUCCAGGGAUUUACACACCAGCAGAAAGUAUGGAUUUUGGGGUUAUGAGAAGUCAGGAUGAACCAAAGAUGCUUUCAAUCAAUCUACUUAAUUCUGGACAAAAACAUAUUCAUAUAAUGAAUGUGAUUGCAACUCCAGUAAAUGAGGCAAUAGAAAUAAAAUUUUCUCCCAUCAAAGUUCCACCCGAUACUGUGAAAAGUACAAAAGUUGCAUCAGUGACAUUUAUACCAUCUAAAGCAGUCCACCAAAAGCAGUGUUCAGGGAAAAUUGUUAUAAAGGCCAAAAAUAAUCAAUUUAAAUUGACCAUCCCAUAUCAAGUGAUGCUUUUGAGAGGGUCUCUUUCUUAUAAUCACAGCAGUACAAGAUUUUUUGUGGGACAAGCUAGAAAGGCUAGUGGAUCGUUUACACGACCUCUGAAUAUAACAAAUAAUUUCAAUGUUACUGUAGUAGUAUACAAUGCUUCUUUACCAGUGGAAGCUAAGUCUCAUUUUAAAAUAAAUUUCUCGCGUCCUAUGAUUCUCACUCCCCGAGCAGCGGUAGUCCUACUUUGGUUAGUUUUUCGUCCCUCUGUUCCUAACUUGCACCUUACAACGUUCCUGAGGCUACACACCAAUGUUUCCCAUUUCGAUAUACCAUUAUUAUGUUUUAGUGGAAGACUUCAGCUUUAUUUACCACAAACUUUAAACCAAAGUGUUUUGGACUUUGGCACUCUUAGUAUGGGAGAAAAGCGGACGAUGAUAUUUGCUGUGAUAAAUGAAAACCCAGUUGAUGUAAAUCUGAAGCAUUGGGGUUCUAAUAUGACCAAAACUUAUUUAGAACUUGUGGGACUAGAGAAAGGAAAUGCAAGUACUUUAGCUAGGAGGUACAAUUUUUCUGAUAUGACAAAAAGUCUAAUACUCAGACCCCAUCAUUAUGCCAUAUUUCGUGUUGGAGUCACUGCUCCAAGUGAAGAGGGGGUCUUUGUCGGAGAAGCAUUUGUUGAAACCCAGUAUGAGGUUGUAAAAGUUCAGUUUACUUUAAGGACAGCGAGAGGAAGCUUAAGAGCAGAAAAUAUUGUAUUUAACAAUGCAUUUCCGGUAAGUUCCAUGUUCUUUCACACCACAAAUUGCAUUAUCUUUACUCUUGAUAAUUUGACCUUAAAUAAUAGAAAUUACCGUGAAGCACACUGA
Limulus polyphemus (Atlantic horseshoe crab) is the source of this 2071-nucleotide messenger RNA. Its product is annotated as transmembrane protein 131-like. The record is from RefSeq and is a predicted model, not a curated record. The transcript has 18 exons. Gene Ontology annotation, cellular component: membrane. Bases 5 to 2071 code for a protein of 688 amino acids. Lineage: Eukaryota; Metazoa; Arthropoda; Merostomata; Xiphosura; Limulidae.